CGUCAUGCAACGGCUCAUAUCCGUCCGGAUCCCCACCGAAGACCGCUCACCAAAGUGCAACGGUUUCCUCCACUACCAUAGAAACAAAAUAUGAAGUGUCGAAGGCUCUCCAAUCAGCUACUCGGUGUUGCAUAUCUUCUCCGAACUCUGAUAACCGACACCGUCAGAUAUUGUUGGAAUCAACGAUCGAGAUCUCAAGUCAUCUUUCUCGGGAAAACAUUUUCAAACUCUGGAAGAUUUGCGUCCCUCGCAGAGCUAAAAAGGUGGUUGGAGAGAGAGAAGAGAGGGGGAAAUGAAGGGAAAGAGAACGCCGAUCCACACAGUGGCAACAUGGGUGAGGAAACAACCGCCAAAGGUGAAGGCCUUUCUGGCGGUGGCUUCAGGGAUUGUGGCAGUGAUAUUCCUCCGAAUGGUUGUACGGGAUCACGACAGUCUCUUUGUUGCUGCCGAGGCUGUUCACGCCCUCGGUAUCUCUAUUCUCAUUUACAAGCUCACGAAGGAGGGGACUUGUGCCGGACUUUCGCUAAAAUCACAAGAACUAACUGCUAUAUUUUUAGCUGUUAGACUGUACUGCAGUUUGGUUAUGGAAUAUGAUAUACACACCAUACUUGAUUCAGCCACAUUGGGAACAACCCUGUGGGUUAUUUAUAUGAUUCGUUUUAAACUGAUGUCCAGCUAUAUGGAUGACAAGGACAACUUUAAAAUUUAUUAUGUGGUCAUACCUUGUGCUCUACUGUCUCUUAUUAUUCAUCCAUCCACUCCACAUCAUAUUAUAAACAGGGUUUGUUGGGCUUUCUGUGUUUAUUUGGAAGCUAUCUCUGUACUACCCCAACUACGUGUGAUGCAGAACACAAAGAUUGUUGAGCCCUUUACGGCUCAUUAUGUAUUUGCACUGGGAGUUGCAAGGUUCUUGAGUUGUGCGCAUUGGGUCCUCCAGGUAAUGGAUUCGCAGGGACGCAUACUAACAGCAUUGGGGUAUGGACUAUGGCCUUCAAUGGUCCUCCUUUCAGAAAUUGUCCAGACUUUUAUUUUGGCGGACUUCUGCUAUUACUAUGUGAAGAGCCUUGUAGGUGGACAACUUGUGCUACGCCUCCCCUCUGGAGUGGUGUGAGUUAAAAGAUUUUGCUUCCCAGGUAGGAUAAGAAAUGCAGAUGUGCAAGUUUUGCCGCUCUAAUGUACUCUCAAUUUGCCGUAAAUAUAUAAUUUAGCAGUGAUUCGACUUAAGCCAAGUUAACUUAUUGGUGUCAGCAUUGGUAUUUAGCUAGUGGGUUAAUGUUCUCUUCAAAUGAUGCAUGCUCCCAAAAGCUAUCCUUACAAUUAUUUAGUAACCAAAGCUGUUGUUAGUUGUUACACUAUAGAGCUCUUAAAAAAUUAGAAGACUUUGAUGAAUGGGAAAAGAAUCGACAUGGUGAUUAGAAUUUAGAACAGCAUGGAGUGCCCUGUUAUGUGAAGAUGAUGUUUAAAAAAAGAAGUGCAGGUCUUUUGUUCUGCACUAAGCAAUGGGUGUCAUUGUAGCAGAAUAAUGGAGUGGGCUCCUAGCUUUGUAGCUC
Molecule: messenger RNA, 1550 nt
Organism: Vitis riparia (riverbank grape)
Lineage: Eukaryota; Viridiplantae; Streptophyta; Magnoliopsida; Vitales; Vitaceae
Product: ER lumen protein-retaining receptor erd-2.2-like
Exons: 6
Coding region: 293-1111 (272 amino acids)
Biological process (GO): protein retention in ER lumen
Cellular component (GO): membrane
Molecular function (GO): ER lumen protein retrieval receptor activity
Source: RefSeq, a predicted model, not a curated record